ACAAAGACAAAGGCGACCAAGUCGCAUCCGAUCGAGAGCUGGGAUGAUGGCUUGUCGCCCAUCUACACACACCUGCACCCGCUGCUACUGCUCGGUUUCUUCUACUACCAGUUCCCCUCGCUGGUCGAGAAGCCCAUCGACACACUCCCACAGACGGCCAUGGGUGUUGCUGCUUUGCAACUGCUAUACCUUUGCAUUUGCAUUCCUGGAAGCAACCAUGCACAAUUACCCCAGCGCGGCAAGAAGAAGGGAAUGAAGACUGGCGGAGACACCGGUUACGGCGCCAAACUGGUCCCUGGCAUCCUUUCCCUCAUCCUUGCCGUCACACUCGGCGCCCCCGUCAUAGCCAUCAUCCUCGUCCUCUUCGGUGCCCCGCUCACCUCGCACCAAGUCCACACCCUGUACUGCGCCCUCCACAUCUCACUACUCGCCGCAUACCCUCUCUUCUACGUCCACGGUGUCGACGCUGCCAAGUGGACCGAAGUAGGCGCAUUGGCUGCCCCCAUUGACGAGGUCUUUGGCGCUACCGUGGGAACGUUGAUUGGCGCUUGGGUGGGCGCCGUGCCCAUUCCUCUGGACUGGGAUCGUGAGUGGCAGAAGUGGCCGACUACCAUUUUGGCUGGUGCUUAUAUGGGCUAUGCGAUUGGCAAGGUUGUGGGUGGUACGCUGCUUAAGGGGUCCAAGAUU
Molecule: messenger RNA, 687 nt
Organism: Aureobasidium namibiae CBS 147.97
Lineage: Eukaryota; Fungi; Ascomycota; Dothideomycetes; Dothideales; Saccotheciaceae
Product: GPI-anchor biosynthesis protein-like protein
Exons: 2
Biological process (GO): GPI anchor biosynthetic process
Cellular component (GO): endoplasmic reticulum membrane
Source: RefSeq, a predicted model, not a curated record